AUGGAUGCUGUGCAGUAUGAGAAGGGGCGGAUUAAGCAGCUUCAACAGCAGCGGAUGACUGUCCAGAAGAAAACAUUCACCAACUGGAUUAACAAUGUGUUUUUCAAAAACAAGGCUAAUAUUAUAGUCAAAGAUGUUUACACUGAGCUAAAAGAUGGGAUCUAUCUAAUGAAACUUCUGGAGUUCAUCUCAGGAGAAACUCUUCCCAGGCCAAGUAAAGGAAGGAUGAGAGUGCAUUUCUUGGAGAACAACAGUAAAGCCAUAUCCUUUCUCAAAACUAAGAUAAAAGUAGAACUCAUUGGGCCAGAGAAUGUUGUGGAUGGAGACCAAAUUUUGAUCCUGGGGCUUAUCUGGAUUAUUAUCCUGAGGUUUCAGAUCGCUUCAAUCACAUUGGAUGAAGAUGAAUUUGGCUCCAGUGUGGCCAGGCGAUCAGCCAAAGAAGCUCUCCUCAUUUGGUGUCAAAGAAAGACAGCAGGUUACAGCAAUGUGAACGUGCAAGAUUUUUCAUCUAGCUGGAGAGAUGGGUUGGCAUUUAAUGCACUCAUUCAUGUCCACAGGCCUGACUUGAUCGACUAUGACAGAUUAAAGCCCACCCAGCCUCUCCAGAACAUGAACAAUGCCUUCAUGGUAGCAGAACACCAUUUGGGAAUUUCUCCAUUGCUGGAUGCAGAAGAUGUGGCAGUCCCACAGCCAGAUGAGAAGUCCAUCAUGACCUAUGUGUCCCUUUAUUACCACUACUUCUCCAAGAUGAAGCAAGAGCAGACAGUGCAGAAGAGAAUCCACAAGAUUGUUGACCUUCUAAAAAGUGCAGAUGAUUUGAAGCAGAUGUAUGAGAGAAUGGUAACAGAUCUGCUGACAUGGCUCAGACAGAAGGAGGUGGAACUCAAUGGCCGACAUUUUCCCAAUUCACUAAAGGGGAUGCAAAAGCUGAUGGCUGACUUCAAAACAUACCGCACCAUAGAGAAACCUCCAAAAUACCAAGAAAAGGGAAUGAUCGAAGCUCAUAUCUUCAAUAUCAAGACCAAAUCGAGGGCCAAUAACUUAAAGCCGUACAGUCCGCCAGAGGAGAAGACUCUAAGUGACAUUGAAAAACAAUGGGUUAAGCUUGAGAAAGCAGAACACGAGAGGGAGAAAGCACUGCAGAAGGAAAUGAUGCGCUUAGAAAAAUUAGAACAGCUGGCUCAGAAGUUCUGGAAGAAGGCCUCAAUCCGAGAAAGCUACCUUAACGAGAUGAAGUCAGUGAUGGCCAAACAGAAUAUGAAACCAGAGAAUAUUGAACAAGCAGUAGCCACUACAAAAAUACUGGAAGCUGUUUCUGCAGACAUGCAAACCAAAGAACAAAGGUUCAGAGCAUUAACAGAGAUGGCAACCACUAUAGAGAAAGAGAAUUACCACAGCAAACAUAACAUUUCCCAGAAGCAGGAAGAGAUUUCCAGAUUGUGGCGGAAUCUCCUACAAACUAUCCAACAGCAGAAGGAGGAGAUGAGCAAAAUGGCCGAAGUGCUAGCUUUGUUAAGCUCCAUUGAUGUGAUCUUAGAAGACUUCAAACAACUGCAGGUUCUGGUGAGUUCUGAUGACUAUGGGAAACACCUACUGGAAGUGGAGAACCUCCUACAGAAACACAGUCUAGUUGCCUCCCAGAUUGCAUCCCAUGGAGAGACCCUCAAUUACAUCAACCGCAGGACACAAGGAAUGCCUAAAAGCAGGGGGUCUAGAACUGACCCUGUACAAGUCAGAGUCCAGGAACUAAAUAAGCAGUAUGAAAAUUUGCAGUUCCUCAGCAAAUCACGGCAACGUAAACUGGAAGAGAUGUUAAAGCUGUAUGAGUUCUUCCGAGACUGUGAGGAAGAAGAAGACUGGAUUUAUGAAAAAUGUCAGUUAGUGAGAACAGCCAUGUUGGGGAGAGACCUAAACCAAAUCACCGCAUCCAUUAAAAACAAUAAGGCUCUGGAAGCAGAGUGCAUUUCUCACCAGAAGAUUAGUAAUAGUGUGGUGGCAAAAGGUCAGGAGAUGUGCCGUGGAAAUCAUCCCAAUGAGAAAGAUAUCCGCAAAUGGGUUGAUACUAUUCAGAAACGGUGGAAGCAAUUACUGGAUGAAGUAGCCAAUCGCAAGACCCGGCUGCAAGCAGCAGCACUUAUAAAACAGUACUUUGUUGAUGCUAAUGAGACAGAUUAUUGGCUACGGGAACAUUUGUCUUUGAUAACCAGUGAAGAUUACGGUAAGGAUGAGUCAAGUGCAGAAGCCCUACUGCAACGCCACAUGCGACUGGAGAAAGAGGUUACUGCCUAUGCUUCAGAGGUGCAGAGACUGAGAGACCAAGCAGUGACUGUUGCUGAGAAGGUUCCACUUACAGUGGAACCUCAACAAAACAGAAGAGUAGUUGACAAAUCAUCAUCUGAUGAAGAGGGGGAAAGAGGAAGACCAGGGCCCAAAAGAGUAUUGAAGAAUACUCCACCUGCAGCACCAGUUCAAUUAAAGAAAAUCCCACAGGUCAAAGUCAGAUUUGCUUAUAGAGGUAAUGAAUUCUCAUUUAGCAGAGGAGAGAUUCUGGAGCUAGUGAAUAAAUCCAGUAAUGACAAAUGGCAGGUGAAGGACAAGACCGGAACUUUGGGAUACAUACCAGCCAACUACGUCACGGAGAUCGAGCCUAAAGUAACUACUGAACGAGUGACAAAAAAUGAAGUCCAGGAAAGCAUGCUUCCCAAGAUUAGCAAACCACGGAGAAGUCGUUCAAUGCGUCGUGGUACCCUUGAAAUCCAGUACACAGGUCAGUCUGGGGCAGAUCCGGAUCUUGACUCAGAAAACAUCAGAAAUACUCAAAAAUCCAUUGACUCAGCCUAUGACAACCUCCAGAAAUUAGCUAAGACUCGCAGGAAGGCCCUUGAGGAGAUGAGCAGGCUCUACAAGUUUUAUAGCGUCUGCAGUGAAUUUGAAUCCUGGAUGAAGGACAAGGAGAGUGUAUUCAAGAACUUUCACCCAACAUCUGACAAUGUGGAGGUUAUGCAGAUGAAAUACGAUAACUUUCUUACAGACCUGGCUGCUGGAAAGGGAAGACUUGAUGAGAUUAAUCGGUUAGCUGACGACUUUGUGCGGAGUGGGCACAGCAAACAAGAUGACGUCCGAGCCAGGCAAAAGUCGAUUAAUAAAAGCUGGGAUCAAAUGUUACAUUUAAAGGAUGAGAAAGGGAAAGAGUUGAUGGGCACAGCUAGUGUGAAAUCCUUCCUUGAGAACUGUGACAGCACCAAGGCAUUGAUCCAAGAGAAAUUCGACCAUCUCUCCAAGAGUGAAAUUGGAAAUACUCCAGCUUCUUUGGAGGCUGCAAGACGCAGUCAAGGAGCAACAGAAUGGGAUAUCCAGGUUCUGGAAAAGAAGAUUGAGUACCUCAGAAAUGUUGCACAGUCGAAACAGGAUACAAAUCCAGCAGAGAGUGAAGCCAUUAUGAAAGAAGUACAUGAGAUGGAGAAACUGCUGGAACAGUUGAAGAAAGAGGCUAAAAUGAAGAAGUUGCAACUACAAGAGGCCCAGGAUCAUCAACUCUUCCUUCAGGAAAACAAGAAUCUCCUGCUUUGGGUUAAUACCAUGAAGGACAAACUCAACAGUGAAGAGAUGGGUUCAGAUGUGGCCUCAGCUGAAGGCCUUUUGAAGGAACAUUUGGACUUGCUGAAGGAAAUCAAUUCUCAGCAAAGCAAAUUUCAAGAGUUGGAAGAACUUGGUAAAAAAUUAUCCAAGAGCAAAACUGUAAACACUGAAGAGGUCUGCCAUUCCUUAAAUUCCCUUGCACGGGAGAAGAAGACCCUUAAAGAAUUGUGGGAUAAACGGACCAAGAAACUUCAAGAAGGACUUGAGUUGCAACAGUUUAACAGAGAGGCUGAUCGAACUGAAGCAACUUUAUCCGGCCAUGAGGCAUUCAUUAAGAUCAAUGAUCUUGGGGAUACAGUGGAUACUGUGCAGAGUCUCAUGAAGAGGCAUGAGGACUUUGAGAGUCUGCUGAAGGUGUUGGAUCAAAGGAUAGCAGGGUUGCAGGAGAGAGGAACAGCACUUGUGCAGAGGCCACACUUUGCUGCAGACACGAUUAAGCAGAGGCUGUUGGCUAUUAAUGGGAGAAGGGAUGCUCUGAAACAGAGCAGUAAGAAGCGGAAGCAGAUGUUACUUGAUUCUCUGAAAUUACAGGAAUUCAACCGGGAUGCGAGUGAGCUCCUGAUGUGGAUUGAUGAAAAAUAUGCUAUUGCCACUGAUGAAUCUUACCGGGAUCCAACUAACAUCCUCCGGAAGUUGAAACGGCAUGAAGCUGUGGAAAAGGAAAUGAUGGCAAACCAAAGCAGAGUUGCUGAGCUAAAGAAGGCUGGCAAGGCUUUGAUUGAAGAGGAUCACUGUGCAAAAGAUGACGUGAAAAAUAAACUCAAUGAGCUGAACAGCAUGUGGGUGGAGCUGUACAGCAAAAUGGUGGAAAGGGGUGAUAAGCUGCGACAAGCUGGCCAGCAGGAACAACUUAUGGAACUUUUACAGGAUGCUAAAGAAAAAAUUGAAAAGAUUGAGAAGAUGCUUCAAAAUGAUGACACUGGACAUGACCUGCGCUCAAGUCGGGAUCUUCUGAAAGAGCACAAGCAGCUGGAGAAUGAGACCCUGGAGCUGGCAGACAAAAUGAAUGCUAUUGUUUCCCAUGCAAAACAGAUGGCCACAAACCACUUUGACUCACAGAGAAUCCUCCAGGAAACUCAGAAAUACUUAGAGUGGUUCAAGUCUCUUCAGGUCCCUUUGGCUGAGAGAAGAAAGCUUCUGGAAGCAGCUGUUGCUCUGUUUUCCUUCUAUCACUACCAUGACCUAGAGAUGAAGUGGCUAGCAGAACAUAUGACUACAGCUAACUCCACCAACUAUGGCAGGUCCCUGGAUGCUGCACAGACCCUCCUCCAGAAACACAAGGAAUUUCAAGCUGAAGUCAAUGCACACAGUCAGCAGAUCCAGAGGGUAUUGGACAUGGGGAAGACUAUGGUGAACUCCAAACAUCGUACAGCUCAAGCCAUUUCAGAGAAGUGCAAAAAGCUGGUAGAAAGCUGGCAGGUGCUACAGGCAGCUUGUAAUGAAAGAAUGCAGCAGUUGCAGAACUCCGUCAAGUUCCAUCAGUUCUUGCUUGGCAUGUCAGAGAUAGAUGCCUGGAUCGUAGAACAUCUCCCCCUGGUGGCCAGCAAUGAGUAUGGGAAAAAUGAAGAUGCUACACUGAAUCUCAUUAAGAAACAUAAGGCUUUAGAACGUCAGACAGAUAUUUACAUCAGCCUGGCAGAAGACCUGUAUCAGAAUGCCAAAAGCCUGCCAGAUGGUAAGAAUAUCAGUUCUGAAGACGUUGAUGGACCACAGAAGAAACUACAGUCUCAAUUAAAUAAACUGCAGAGCCUUUCAGCAGCCAGGGCCCAAAUGUUGGAAGAAACCCUGCAGCUGCAUGAAUAUCUACGUGAGUCCAAUGAGCUUGAGGAAUGGCUAAACCAGCAGAAGCAGAUUGCCAGCUCUGAAGACUAUGGAAAUGAUUAUGAACAUGUACAGCGUCUACAGGCAAAGUUUGAUGUGUUCCUUCAUCAUGUGGAAGCUGGAACAGAACGAGUCUUUAAUUGUCAUCAGCUGGCUCAGAAUCUGAUUAACCAAGGCCAUCCAAAGUCAAAAGAGAUUCAAGAACAUCAGGAAGUACUCAGUGAACUUUGGGACAUAUUAUUGGAAAUGACUCAAAGGCGUAAAGAGAGACUGAAAGAUGCAGAAGAAAUACACAAGUGUUAUCGAGACCUAUCUGAAGCAUUGACACACAUUGAGGAGAAAUACCAGAGCGUAUCUGAUGACAUUGCCAAGGACUUGCACGGAGUCCAGUCUCAGCUGCGCAAGCAAGAGGCCCUAGAACAUGAACUGUCUGGAAAUGAACAACAGCUUCAGGAGCUGAUUGAUGCAGCUGAUGCCCUCUUGGUGAAGUGCAUGAAGUCUCAGGCCACACAAGUGCAAGAGAAACAGCAGGCCAUUGUGGAGAGCUGGGAGGUCCUAAAGGCAAAGGUGGAGCAACGAAGGGAAGGCCUAGAGCAUGCCUGCCGCUACUACCGAUUCUUAGCAGCAGUGCGGGAUUUUUUCUCUUGGUCUUCCGAGCUGAUGAGAAAGAUGAAAGCUGAGGAAAUCAUCCGUGAUGUGUCAGCAAGCAGCUUACAGCUCAACAUGCAUAAGCAGCUUCUUGCAGAUAUUGAUACCAGAGAACAAACAUAUGAUCAGUUGGUGAGACUUGGCCAUGAAGUUUUACAGGAGAAUAAAUCAGCAUACAAAGAGAUCAAAGACAAGUUGGAUGCCUUGAGUGAUGAGAGAGCAAACCUUUAUCAGCAGUGGAAUAUGAAGAAUGCCUGGCUGGAGCGUACUCAUCGUGAGCAAACCUUCUACCGGGAUGUGGAGAAUAUGGAAAAAAUCCUGAACUCACAAGAGGUAUACAUAAAGACUAGUGGCCUUGGAACAACUGUGGAUGAAGUAGAUAGACUAAUUAAAGGGCAUGAAGCCUUUGAAAAGCUACUUGCAUCUCAAGAAGAAAAGGUGGUCUUACUUCAGGACCAGGCAAUUCGACUUAAGGAGGAAGACAGCAAGAAGGAUGCUGCAAGAAUACAACAGAAGCUUAACUCUGUGCUGGAUAGAAGAAAUCGAAUUAAGGAAUUGUCACGAACUCGUGCAGAAGAACUGAGCACAGCUCGACUUCUUGCAGUAUUCAACCGUGAUCUGGCAGAGGCAGAGGCCUGGAUCAGUGAACGAAUGCAGAUGUUGCAGGAUAACUCCCAUAAAGACAUCAGCAAUCUCCGGGACAAGCUCAAGCUGUUACAGAAACACCAGGUCUUUGAAGCUGAAAUUAUGGCUCAUGAAGAGAUCAUCACUGGUGUCUUUCAGACUGGAGAGGCACUGAUUAUGAAACACCACACAAAAUCCACAGAAAUCCGCCGAAACAUGCGGGCACUGCAAGAACACUGGGAACAGCUGAAAAGGGCAGUUGCAGCUCGUGGGAAGAUGCUGGAGGACAAUCGAGACUUCCUGGAGUUCCUACAGAAGGUGGAUGAAGUGGAAGCGUGGAUAAGGGAGAAGGAGGUGAUGAUCAAUGUGGGAGACGUUGGUGAGGAUUACGAACACUGCCAGCAACUCAUGAAGAAACUGAAUGAAUUUCGGGGUGCUGCAUCAGGGGAAGUCACCAUAGAUGAUGCCCAUAUAAAAGCAAUUAACACUUUGGCAGCUAAGCUUGAGAAGCAGAAUAAAGAUGAUGUGAAAACUAUCUAUCGGCGCAAACAGCAGCUUAAUGAACGGUGGAACAGUUUCCACGGUAACCUAAACAAAUACAAGAAGAAACUGGAAGGAGCACUGGAGGUUCAUGCUUUGAUCAGAGAGCUGGAUGACAUCAAGGAGAGAAUGAGUGAGAAAAGUCUGUUGAUGCAAGACUUGGACUAUGGAAAGGAUGUGGAAACUGUGGAAAUCUUGAUUAGAAGGCAUGAAGAAACGGAAAGAGACAUUAAAGUGAUCCAAGACAAGACUAAGGCAUUACAAGCAGAAGCAAAAAGGCUUUCCAAGUCUCACCCUGCCUUGAACGACCAGCUGAACACCAAACAGAGAGAGAUGAAAGACAGCUGGGUGCAACUACAGCAAGAAGCCAAACUAAGGAAGGAGAAACUGGAGGCUUCCUAUCAGUUGCAGAGGUUCAAGGCCAGCCUACGAGAACUUUUAGACUGGGCUCAGAAAGUCGCUGCUCAGAUGGAAGUAGAGGGUCUUCCCAAAAGCAAGACAGAGGCUGAAACCAUGAUUGAAGAUCAUAAUGAAAUUAAGGCAGAAAUUGCAGCCAGAGGACAGCGUUUUGAUACUGUUAAGAAUUUUGGCUACAAGCUUUCUACAUCUGGACACUAUGCUGCACCUGAGAUAAAGCAAUUAUUGGUUAAUCUGGAAGAUGUCAGAUCAAGUUUGAACCAGGUCUGGCAGGACCGAAACCUCAGACUAGCCCAGGCCCUUGAUCUGCAGGUGUUCUAUGGUUACAUUGACCAGAAUGAAAGUUGGCUAAGCAGCAAAGAAGCUUUCCUGGCUAAUGAAGAUCUUGGGGAUUCACUGUCUAGUGUGGACAGUUUGAUACGGAAACAUGAACAUUUUGAGAAAACACUGGAAGCUCAAAUGGAGAAAAUCACAGAGAUGGAGAGGUUUGCACAACGGCUAAAACAGAACAAACAUUAUGACUCAGACAAUAUCAUGCAGAGAUGUCAAGCCAUCCUGCAAAGAAAGAAAAAAUUGUUGGAAAGCUCAGAAUCUCGCAAGAAACUAUUACAACAGUCAAGAGAGCUGCAGAAGUUUCUAAGGAGUUCAUAUGAGGUUGCGACUUGGCUGAAUGAGAAGAUUAAUAUUGCCCUGGAUGAAAAUUGGAGGGACCCAAGUAACCUUCAGGCCAAGCUGCAGAAACACCAGACCUUUGAGGCAGAAAUCAUGGCCAACAAGAAAAGAAUUGACAGCAUCACCACUGAUGGAGGGAGAAUGAAGCAUUAUGGACAUUAUGCUGCAGAUGUGAUACAACUCAAAGUUGAAGACGUUGAUGAACUCUGGAAUGAGCUGUUGGCGAACUGUCAAGAGAAGAAGUCCAAGUUACAAGAUGCGUACAAGGCCCUAAUCUUCCAGCGAAGCAUAGAUGACACAGACAAGUGGCUGGACAACAUGGAGAAUGAAUUGGACACAACAGAUUAUGGCAAGAAUCUGGUGUCUGUAAACAACCUGUUAAAGAAGCAGGAAGAGCUGGAGGAGGAUGUCUCCAGCCAUGCAGCACGACUACAGACAUUGGUGGAUCAACUUCAUGAGUUUAGAAAGGAGAAGCACUUCCUUAUCCAUGAGAUGGAGGAGCGUGUUAAUACACUAGUUGCCAGGUACAACAAUCUGGGUGAGCCAUUGCAGGACAGAAGGGGAAAGCUGGAAGCCUGGCACUUGCUAUACCAGUAUUUUCGGGAUAUUGAUGAGGAGAUGGUCUGGAUCCAGGAAAAGGAGGGACAAAUCUCUUCUAAAGACUAUGGUCAUUCAUUGAGUGCUGCCCAGGAGUUACUGAAGAAACACCAGAUUCUAGAAAAUGAACUCCACAGCCAUGAUGCUCUUACUAAAGCGGUUGUAGAGACAGGACUGCGUCUAGUAAAAGGUGGACACUUUGCUGCCACAGAUAUCACUGCACGCUUACAGGAGUUUGAAGAUGCCAUGCAGAACCUAACAGCUGAUGCAAAGAAGCGGAAAAGAUUACUGAAGCAUGCCUGUGAAGCACAACAGUUCUAUAGUGAGCUGUCUGAAGCAGAGUCCUGGAUGGAAGAAAGGCGGCCACUUGUGGAGAGCACUGAUUAUGGGAAAAAUGAGGAGUCAACCCAACUUCUGCGGCGGAAGCUGGACCCUGUCAUCCUGGACGUGGAAGGCUUUGGAGUCCGUAUGGAAAAACUUCAGGAGACAGCAUCAAACUUAGUGAAUAAUGACAACCCUGACAGUAAAAUCAUUAGAGAGAAGAUGCAGGUAGCUGCAGAUAUGUAUGAAGCUCUUCUGGGGAAGGGACAGAACCGCCGUGAUCAUCUCUUGGAGCAAUACCAUCUCUACAUGUUUGAGAGGGAAACCAAGGAAGUGGCUACUUGGCUGUCCAGUAAGCAGAACCUGGCUGAAAUGGAAGAGUUUGGACAAGACCUAGAGGAUGUGAAGAUCUUGGAGAAGCAGUUUAAUGACUUCACAAAGGAAAUAAACUCCCUUGGACACAGUAAGAUUGGUUCAGUAAAUGAGAUGGCCCAGACCUUGAAGGAUGAGGCCCCGGGUCAGAGAGCACAGAUACUGGAAAUUACUGAAGAUGUGAACAGCAAGUGGGAAGAAUUGCUGCGAUCUGUCAUGAGCAGAUCAAAGAACCUACAAGCAGCCCAUGAAGUUCACCAGUUUGACCAUGAUGUAGACGAACUUAAGGCUUGGAUGCAGGAGAAGGAAGUUACAACUGACACUGAUGAUUAUGGAUAUGACCUUCUAAGUGUACAGACUCUGCUUCACCAACACGAAGGGCUUGAGAGAGAUCUUGCAGCAAUCAAGAAAGAGGUGGAUCGUACUGAAGAAGAGGCUGAACGCCUCAGCCGCCUGUAUCCACAGGUCAAAGAAAACUUGCGGGAGAGGCUAGAGGAAGUGAGAGAGUCUUGGGAAAAGUUGUUCAGAGGUUCCUUGGAAAGAAAAGAAAAGUUGGUACAGGCAGAGAAGAUUCAAGUCUACUUCAAUGAAUGCCGAGAGCUCAUGGUGUGGGCCAAUGAGAUGCAUGCACUAGUCAUGUCAGAGGAGCUGGCGAAUGAUGUUGUCACUGCUGAGCUUCUAAUUAAACGCCAUGAGGAGUACAAGAGAGAAAUCGAUAAACAGAUGAUAAAGUAUAAGGAUGUGAAGGACAUGGGAGAAGAAAUGGUGAACAAAGGACAUUUCAUGUCAAAUGAGAUUGAAGAAAAGCUAGAAGAGUUGGCAGAAUUAAUGAAGAAAGUGACAGAAAGCUCAGAGAUGAGGCGAAAGCUGUAUGACGGAGUCCUUGAGCUUCAGUUAUUGCGCAGAGAUCUGGAACAAGCGGAGUCCUGGUUAAACACCAGAGAGUCUUUACUUACUGAUCCAAACUGUGGAGAUUCACUACUGGAUGUUGAAUUACUGAUCAAAAACCAUGAAGAUUUUGAAAAGAUGCUAACAGCCCAGGAAGACAAAUUUGCUCAACUGGAACAGAAAACCCAGAGAGAGAAUAUACUGAAGAAGCUAGAGACAGAAGAGGCCAGUAGAGGAAAAGUUACUAGAGUCCCAUCUCUGAAAAGAAACCUCUCAGACAAAAGACUGGCAUCUCCAAGGAUCCAAAGGAAAGUUACACCUAUAGACGAUAACAAUAAACGAAGUAUGACAAGACCAUCAGUUCAUAACUUAGUCAGCCCUUCUUCACGGAUGUCCACUGACACCAUAAUAUCACCUGUAAGGAAAUCCCAUGAAUUCCAAAGGUUUCCAUCUUUAUUGCAAAAGGAGACUGAGGAUCUUAAGUCAGAUGAUCAACCUGUUAUGCAGAGAAAACCUUCUAUUGAAAAGCCUCCGGUUGCACCAAAACAAGCAGGUCUUUCUUCAGGCAGCUCAACUCGAACAUCUUUGUCUUCUCCACCAUCUCCAAAGCCUCCCCUUCCACCAAAACCUAUUCUAAGGCAUUCUUCAUCUAGCAGUUCUGAAGAAAUGUAUUCUAAAGAUAAAGCAUCUCCAAUUCAAGUCAAAUCCAAAGGCUGGAGUUUUGAUACAUCUCCAUCAAAAACUACAAAGGAUGGAGAGAUAUUAGAUAGUGAUGAUCAGCAACUUUCUAACCAUCAUGUUUCACCAUCCAAAGACUUGCUCUCUGAUGAAGAUCCUUCAGUGGUCAUUAAGACCAAGGAAAUCUCUCCAAACAGUACAGAACCAUCUUCCGUGGUGUUAUCUGACCUGUCUUUAAAUUCCACAGUUGCAGAAACAGGAGCAGUAAAUGCAGAGUUUAACCAUGUUGCUCCAGUCACUGAGGAGGCUUCUUCCAAAACAGAAAAGGCUAGCAAUAUUAAUUUCUUGACAAUGGAGGGAUCAUUGGAGAGAAAACAUAAGCUGCUGCCCUCAGGAAAGAAGGCAAGUCUGAAAAUGUGGCACAAUUUCUACAUGAUCCUAAACAGACAAACACUCUACUUUUAUAAGGAUCAGAAGGAAGCAUCCAUGCAAACUUCAACCACACCACCCAUCAGCAUUGUGAAUGCAGAAUGUGAGACAGCAAUAGAGUACAAGAAGAAAGAAAAUUGUUUUGAGUUAAUGCUUCCUGAUGGAGCAAAAUAUAUUUUUUCUGCCCCUACUGAAGCACUGAUGGAGGACUGGGUCCAGAAAAUCAGGAAUAAUAUAGGAUCAAAACAGAGUCUCCCCAUAUACAUGAAGAGAAUAUCUGAACCAGCCUUCUCAACCACAGAUUUAUCAAGAGCUCCAGUUGCACAACCACGGACAUUCAUUCCUGUAAGCUCACCAAAACCUGGAAAAAAAGUAGAUUUUGCAGACCAACAAUCUACCAAAGAUCUUCUGCCAAGAACUCCAGUGCCACAACCACGGACAUUCAUUCCUGUAAGCUCACCAAAACCUGGAAGAAAAGUAGAUUUUGCAGACCGACAAUCUUCAAAAAAUCUUCUGCUAAGGAGGACGCCUUCCUUCAAAGUUCAGCCAGAGAAGGACUCCUUCAGAAAUGGAGUUGGAGAUGAGCUAGAUUAUACCCCAAAUGCGGUCACCAGGCAAAGUUCAGAAGAGCCAACAGUUUCACAAGCACUUAGUAAUACAGGUAAACAAGAUAUAGCAAACACUGGCCUGCACCUUGAGAAAACUGGUUCCUUAAAGAGAAGAGCACCUGUUGCACCCUUCAUCAACACAAAAGCAGAUUUUGAUAAUUCAUCUGCUGAUACAGCUCCUGUCAUUUCAUCUCCUGUUCCUCCACCAAAACCUCCUCACACUUAUUAUAACUUUAACAGAUACCCUGAUGGAGGAGAGCUGCGAGGCCUGAGCCGAACCUCUCCAGGAAUUAACUCCUUCAAACUCAGCAGAGACUUGAAGAGCCUGGAAUCGCUUGGUGGAAGACAGCCAGAGGAGUUCAAAAGGAAAACACGUGGGUCCCUACAGAGUUCUGAGUUCGGCUCUUCUGUGUCAGUUUCCCACGGAAGUCAGCAGGAUGCAGAGAAAGAGAAAAACAAGAAAGAAAAAAAUGCCUUCCUCAAAAAUCUGUUUAAAAAGUAAUUUUUAAAGUACUGGUUACAGCACCAAAUAUACUGCCCUUACUGCUUCCAGCAAACCAAUAGCCGUUUGCUUGUCAGUGAUUUAUCUGACCUUUGUUCACUGUAGUUAAACAAACUGCCAUUUGUGUUAAAAAGGAAUGGACUCGAGGAUGAUAUAUAUUGUUUCCAGUCAUAUUGUCCCAGCAUGUAAAAUAUACUCAAGAAAGACAGCUAAAGAUAUAAUGUAUUGCCAGUCAUGAUUACAAGAGCAGCAGUUCCCAUCUGAUUCUUCUUUUAUAAGCUGCCAUAUUUUGUUCCAGUAAUUGUUACAUCAAAUGAGCUUUUCCAUGAAGUAAGAUAUAGACAAGAACUAACAAAAAAAGCAUUGCUGAUCCCACAGAUAUCCAUUUACUUUAAAGUGGUUUGGGCUCAUAUGUUGAAUACAUUUUGGCUGCUAACAUUAUAAAUAGAUUUAUUAGCACUAUAGCAAACAGUUGUACAGCAAACUAAAAAAAAAAAAACUUUUUUGCUGUCUGAGGCAAUAAUAUGAGAACUACAUUGCCAUUUUCCCUGCUAUGGCAAAUGAUAAACUGUUAUUCAGAUGUUUAAAUUGGCAAUAUGGUUUGUAAAUGUCCAAUCAUCUGAAUAAAUACAUCUAUUAAGACUCCAAAGUGUCUUUCAUGCCCAGUGGUCACUUUAAUAACCUUCUAAAAAGUGAAAGAAAUACAACUAAAAUAUGUACGUGGGUGGCUGUAUAUACCUAUGUACUGGCCUGAUUCUCUUUAUGUUACACACACACAGUUUAUAUGAAAUGAGAAAUGUAUAUGCACACUUUUACAAAGCAGCAGAUGCAUGUUUAAUAGCACUGCAUACUUAAUAAUAUAAACAUUUUCAGAAUUCUGUAUAUAAUCCGAUACAUGGUUUAAUAUAUACAUGUACAUAUGUCUGCCAUUUAGUUAACCUAACACUCACUUUAUCUAGACACAACUGAUCAUAAAAGUGAUCGAAUACACAUUAAAUUCAAUACUAGCCUAUGCUACAUAUGCCCACCUACAUCAGUGAUAACAAGGAAAACUCGUCAUUUUGUGAUAUGUAUUGUUAGUUUUUACAUAGAUUUUUAAGUAAAUCAGUUGGGGGGGUAGGUUUAUAUACAAUGUGUAUUCAUUUCCUUUUUCCAAUAAGCUCUAUUUAAAUAAAGUCAGUGUAGAUCAAUCAAUAUACAACUAUGUGUGUGUCUUUCUGUAU
This is a messenger RNA of Protopterus annectens (West African lungfish), 13979 nucleotides long. RefSeq names its product spectrin beta, non-erythrocytic 5 (gene SPTBN5). The coding region runs from base 1 to 12756 and encodes 4251 amino acids. The transcript is spliced from 74 exons. Gene Ontology annotation, cellular component: plasma membrane; cortical actin cytoskeleton; cell projection. Gene Ontology annotation, molecular function: phospholipid binding; actin filament binding. Lineage: Eukaryota; Metazoa; Chordata; Ceratodontiformes; Protopteridae. The record is from RefSeq and is a predicted model, not a curated record. Gene Ontology annotation, biological process: actin cytoskeleton organization.